CCUUAAAACAAGAUUUCCUGAACGACCCCCUGGUGGGAAAGAAAACAGACCAGCUGGGGCUGCCUCAGACACUGCAGCAGGAGUUUUCACUGAUCAACGUGCAGAUCCGAAAUGUCAAUGUGGAGAUGGAUGCGGUGAGUCGUAGCUGUACGGUGUCAGUGCACUGUGGCAACCACAGAGUCAGGAUGCUGGUGAUGUUCCCUGUCCAGUAUCCCAAUAAUGCUGCACCAUCCUUCCAGUUCAUCAACCCGACCUCAAUCACGGCCUCCAUGAAGGCAAAGCUGCUGAAGAUAUUGAAAGACACUUCUCUGCAGAAAGUUAAGCGGAACCAGAGCUGCCUGGAGCCCUGCCUGCGUCAGCUGGUCUCCUGGCUGGAGUCUGUUGUGAACCAAGAGGACAGCACGUCCAGCAAUCCCUACGCUUUGUCAAACUCCGUAACACCCCCCUUGCCCACGUUCGCCCGGGUCUCCAAUGCCUAUGGCUCCUACCAGGACUCUAACAUCCCAUUUCCACGGACCUCUGGAGCCAGGUUCUGUGGUGCAGGGUACCUGGUGUAUUUCACGAGACCCAUGACCAUGCACCGUGCAGUGUCCCCGACAGAGCCCACACCCAGGUCCCUGUCAGCUUUAUCAGCAUACCAUAGUGGCCUCAUUACUCCAAUGAAGAUCCGCACAGAGACUCCAGGCAAUCUGCGUUUAUAUAGCGGGAGUCCGACACGCAGCGAGAAGGAGCAGGUCUCCAUUAGCUCCUUUUACUACAAAGAGAGGAAAUCAAGGAGGUGGAAAAGCAAACGAGAAGGGACAGAUGCCAACAAUCGACCCAUCAAAGCCGCCGGGAAAGUUAUUAUCCAAGAUAUUUCCUGCUUGCUGCCUGUCCACAAGCUGCUAGGAGAGCUCUACAUACUGAACGUGAAUAAUAUCCAGGAGACUUGCCAGAAGAAUGCUGCCUCAGCCUUGGCUGUGGGACGGAGGGAUCUCGUACAGGUUUGGUCACUGGCCAUGGUAGCCACUGAUCUCUGUCUUGGACCGAAGUCUGACCCAGAUUUGGAGAUACCUUGGGCACAACAUCCAUUUGGACGCCAAUUACUGGAGUCCUUGCUGGCUCAUUAUUCGCAGCUCCACGAUGUGCAGACCCUGGCCAUGCUGUGCAGCGUGUUUGAAGCCCAAUCCAGGCUACAGGGGUGCCCAAACUCCUACGGCCCCUUUCCUCAGCGUGCCUCCAACCUGGCCUCCCACAGCCGAUAUCCGAGCUUUACUUCCUCUGGUUCCUGUUCCAGCAUGUCAGAUCCUGGACUUGGCACUGGAGGCUGGAGCAUAGCAAACAAAGACACAGAGCAGGCCUCCACUCCCUGGUGUGAGUCUUCUCCGGAUGACUUCCGCUAUGGAAACCUAAUGUAUCCCGAUCAUCGGGAGCGUGAGAAAGACCAGCAUGAGAAAAACAAAAGGCUCCUGGAUCCUGCCAAUACUCAGCAAUUUGAUGACUUUAAGAAGUGCUAUGGAGAAAUCCUUUAUCGCUGGGGCCUGCGAGAGAAGCGGGCUGAGGUUCUGAAGUUUGUCUCUUGUCCUCCUGAUCCCCACAAAGGAAUUGAGUUCGGCGUGUACUGCAGCCACUGCCGCAGCGAGGUGCGCGGCACCCAGUGCGCCAUCUGCAAGGGCUUCACCUUCCAGUGCGCUAUCUGCCACGUGGCAGUGCGAGGCUCCUCUAAUUUCUGCCUGACCUGCGGACACGGAGGCCACACCAGCCAUAUGAUGGAGUGGUUUCGCACCCAGGAGGUGUGUCCCACAGGCUGCGGAUGCCACUGCCUGCUCGAGAGCACCUUCUGAGCAGUGGUGACAGCAGGGCACCCGUGAACUGG
Molecule: messenger RNA, 1855 nt
Organism: Nipponia nippon (crested ibis)
Lineage: Eukaryota; Metazoa; Chordata; Aves; Pelecaniformes; Threskiornithidae
Source: RefSeq, a predicted model, not a curated record